CGGCCGCACCCCCUCCCAGCCCGCGGCGCCCCGGCACCCCUCUCCCUCCCCGGCGGGCUCCGCGGAGCAUUGUACUCACAUCCGGGGCUGGGUUUUGCUUUAAUGCGAAACGUAAUUAACCCGGAAAAAAGAGCCGAGGGACGGGAGAGAAGGAGGGGGCACUGGGGGAGACCAGAGCGAGGGGAGCGAGAGGCGCGGAGAGUUUGGCAGGCAGACCCAGAAAUCCCUGGAGCGCGGCGGACCCGGCGGCCGGAGGGGCGACCCCGCCCGAUGUAACGCGCCCCGCCCGAGCCCCGGCCCCUGCACGGGGGGGGUGAUGUGAGCAGAGCCCAGGAAUGCCUUAUGUGGAUCGGCAGAACCGAAUCUGUGGGUUUCUGGACAUCGAGGAGCAUGAGAACAGCGGCAAGUUUCUGCGGAGGUACUUCAUUCUGGACACCCAGGCUAACUGCCUCCUCUGGUAUAUGGACAACCCCCAGAAUCUGGCAAUGGGGGCAGGAGCUGUUGGAGCUUUGCAACUGACCUACAUCUCGAAGGUGAGCAUAGCUACCCCAAAACAGAAACCAAAAACUCCAUUUUGCUUUGUUAUCAAUGCCCUGUCUCAGAGAUAUUUCCUUCAAGCCAAUGAUCAGAAAGAUAUGAAGGACUGGGUUGAAGCCCUGAACCAAGCCAGCAAGAUCACCGUUCCCAAAGGUGGGGGCCUACCCAUGACCACUGAAGUUCUCAAGAGCUUAGCAGCUCCUCCAGCCCUGGAGAAGAAGCCACAGGUGGCCUACAAGACGGAGAUCAUUGGAGGGGUGGUGGUCCACACACCCAUCAGCCAGAACGGUGGGGAUGGGCAGGAAGGGAGUGAGCCCGGGUCCCACACCAUCCUUCGAAGGUCUCAGAGUUACAUCCCCACGUCAGGCUGCCGUGCUUCCACCGGGCCUCCCCUCAUUAAGAGUGGUUACUGCGUGAAGCAAGGGAAUGUGCGGAAGAGCUGGAAACGUCGCUUCUUUGCACUUGAUGACUUUACCAUCUGCUACUUCAAGUGUGAGCAGGACCGAGAACCACUGCGCACUAUAUUUCUUAAGGAUGUUCUCAAGACCCAUGAAUGUCUGGUCAAGUCUGGUGAUCUCUUAAUGAGGGACAACCUGUUUGAAAUAAUAACAAGCUCCAGGACCUUCUACGUACAGGCAGACAGUCCAGAAGACAUGCACAGCUGGAUUAAGGAGAUUGGCGCAGCUGUCCAGGCCCUCAAGUGCCACCCCAGAGAAACGUCCUUUUCUAGAUCCAUUUCUUUGACCCGACCUGGAAGCUCCAGCCUUUCAAGUGGGCCCAACUCUAUCCUGUGCAGGGGGCGGCCACCUUUGGAGGAAAAGAAAGCCCUCUGCAAAGCCCCCUCUGUGGCCUCCUCCUGGCAGCCCUGGACACCUGUCCCCCAGGCUGGGGAGAAGCUGCUUCCACCUGGAGAGACUUCAGAGGACUCUUUGUUCACGCCUCGUCCUGGGGAGGGCAGCGCUCCUGGGGUGCUGCCCAGCUCCCGGAUAAGGCACAGAUCGGAGCCCCAGCACCCCAAGGAGAAGCCGUUUAUGUUCAACCUUGAUGAUGAAAACAUACGGACCUCUGAUGUGUGAUGGAGCACAGUGCCGUGGGAGGGAGGGAGGGAGGGAGGACUUGAGAGAAGGAGGCUGUGACUCAGUUUCUCUACCUUGUUGGAGGGUAGUCAGAGGCCUUUAUGUCACUCAUAUUCCUGUGGAUGCUCUUUGGGAGGGAGGGGCCCAUCCAGCUGGGCUGUGUGUGUGUGUGUGUGUGUGUGUGUGUGUGUGUAAUAUCAACGCAGUGUAUUUAAUUUGGGGAAGUCACUAGGUUAGAACUGUAGGCAUACUCAGUGGAGAGGAAGCUACCUAUUCUAUUCUAACUAUUCUGAGGUCUUCCUGGAGAGGGAUUGUUUUAGCAGCUCCUCUCCAGAGGGGGCUGGAAGUCCAGUUUCACCAAUGACCGAGUUUUAUUUCCUUGUCCUUGUUUUAGUUUUUUCAUUUUGUUUUCAGUCUAGGUGCCUCGCAGCUCUUUUGGAAUGGGCCAGCAUUAGUCUAAUUUUAAGCGCUAUGUGUUUUGUACCCUUGCAAACUUGCUUUCUCUUUCUUCUUGCUGUUGCCCUUUGAAUGAAGCCUUGUGUGCUUGCAUGAUCAGACCCUGUAAUAGGAUGAGUUUCCAUGUACUUAACAUGAAGAGAUACAAACAGAAUCUAGAGAGAGAUAUAUAUUUUUAAUGAAAUAGAAGCUUGGCAUAGAAACAUUGAUUUAGACGUUAUGAGUUGCUGGCCAGAGAUUCCUCAGAUAAAAGAGCCUAGAAAAUUGAGUUUUGAGCGGGCAUGGUGGCUCACGCCUGUAAUGCCAGUAGUUUGGGAGGCUGAGGCGGGUGGAUCACCUGAGGUCAGGAGUUCGAGAUCAGCCUGGCCAACAUGGUGAAACCCCGCCUCUACUAAAAAAUAUGCAAAAUUAGCCGGGCGUGGUGGUGCAGGCCUGUAAUCCCAGCUACUCAGAGGCUGAGGCAGGAGAUUCACUUGAACCCAGGAGGUGGAGGUUGCAGUGAGCCAAGAUCGCGCCAUUGCACUCCAGUCAGGGCAACAAGAGUGAAACUCCGUCUCAAAAUAUAAAAGAAAAUUGAGUGUCCCACCCAAAUUUUAGGGCGUACCUCCUUCCAUUUGAUAAGAAGAUGCUAUUUCCAGUGUCCCUGGGAGAAUUCUUCCAUCCAGUUUAUAUGGUGAAUUGCCACCAGUGUUCCCUAAAGGAAGAGAGAACUUAGCUUAUUUCUGUCUGUGACUUUUAUCAGCUAGAUCAGUUAAUUGUAUUUUUAAAUUAAAAAUUAGUAACUAGAGGAAGAGACUAAGAGAACUAUUUUUACCUGAGUAAAUGCUCUCCUCUUCUUGUGUCCAAAUCUAAUGCAGAGGUGAAAACACUUGAUGAGAAAAUCCUUUGUGGCUUGAGGGGAAUCAUGUUUCUUUCAGGACGUGUUGUUUCCCUGAAGUCUAUGUCACACUGAGAACUUUUUCUGACUGCACUGCUUUGGAGCUAUUCAUUUAAAUUGAGUUUGGCCUAGUUUUCCUGGUAUAAAACAGGAAAUCUACAUUGUUCCCUCUUUCUCUCCCUUCCAUCCCUUCCCCUGCCUUUCCUAUACACGCUGGUGUGCUUUUGCCCUCAGAAAUUCUUGGUUUGGGACUUAUGUAUUUUUGAGUGAUCGAUGUUAUGACAUACUUGGAGCGGCAUGAUUUCAAGAAGCCAUUCCAAAUUCUUAUAGCUCCUUAGCUCUGGUUUUACUCUCAUAUUUUCCCCAAGAAAAUUUUUUGGCUAUUCAAAGAAAGCACAAAAUAUGUGAUGUGGAACUAAUGAAAAUAGGGACUUUUGAGAUCUCUUUAAAUAUUCCCUGACUCACGGAAAAGAUGUCCUCUUUUGGUGUAUACAUUGUGAAAAUCUACCCAUUUAUCUCUCUCUCUCUCUUUUCUUUUAAAUAAAUUAUCUGAUAAGGCCGGCAAGGUGGCUCACGCCUGUAAUCCCAGCACUUUGGGAGGCCGAGGUGGGCGGAUCACGAGGUCAGGAGAUCGAGACCGCGGUGAAACCCCGUCUCUACUAAAAAUACAAAAAAAAAAUUAGCCGGGCGCAGUGGCAGGCGCCUGUAGUCCCAGCUACUUGGGAGGCUGCGGCAGGAGAAUGGUGUGAACCUGGGAGGCAGAGCUUGCAGUGAGCCAAGAUCGCGCCACUGCACUCCAGCCUGGGCGACAGAGCAAGACUCCAUCUCAAAAAAAAAAUUAUCUGAUAGGUUACUAUUGCUAAAUUAAUUGGCCAUUAUAAUAAGCUGAUUUGUUUCUUAUUCAGCAAGAUCUCUUUUGAGAAUGUGACAAAUUAAACAUACAUAGAAUCCAUAUGGUAUUAUCCUGAUAAAGGGAAACGAGGACACUAAGACUGUCAAAUGGAAAUCUUCUUGUCAAUUGGCAAACACUUGGGAAUUCCACAUUAGAGCAUUGCUUGUUUUUAAUUUUUUUUUUUUAAUUUUUAAAAGACAGGGUCUCACUCUCUUACCCAGGCUAGAGUGCAGUGGUGUGAUCAUAGUUCAUCAUAACUUUGAAUCUCUGGGCUUAAGCAAUCCUCCCAUGUUAGCUUCCCAAGUAGCUAGGACUACAGGGUUGUGCUACCAUGCCUGGCUAAUUUUUAAUUUUUUUGUAUCUACAGAGCCUGGCCAUGUUGCCCAGGCUGUCUCAAACUCCUGGCCCAAGUGAUCCUCCUGCCUUGGCCUCCUAAAGUGUUGGGAUUACAGGUGUGAGCCACUGCACCUAGCCAGAACAUUGUUAAUGUAGUUCAAUAUGAGAUAAAUUAUUAUCUUCAAUGAAACAAGCUCUAAAAGCAUUCCAUUCCUAAAUUGUAUUUCAAACUUCCUAUUUUGUUGAUAUUUCUUAACUUCUGGCCAGUUUUAAACCAUAAUCUUUUAAUGUGAACCAAAGAUGGUAUGUAUUUGACCAAAGCAGUUAGUUUUAAAUGUAUAAAAUUGAACCAAAUGGAAAAAAUAGGGUGGGGAUGCAGUAUAGAUUAGUGACUAAGUGCAUAGGCUCUGGAGUAAAUCUGAGUUUUUUUUUUUUAAAGGAACUAAAAAAUGUACUGCAUUUUCUUUGUGGAAUAAAAGCCUUGCCUGAGUUGUGCUAUUUUCAUAAGGCUUUUGAAGUGGUCUUGACCCACUGUGUGUAACAGUAUUUCAGGUGGUCCUCCCCAUGGCUGAAUAAUGCCAUCCAUUAUUCUUUAAUUUUUAUUUUUAGAAACAGUGUUUCACUCUGUCACCCAGGCUGGAGUGCAGUGGCCUGAUCAUGGCUCACUGCAGCCUGGACCUCCUGGGCUCAAGUGAUCUUCCUGCCUCACAGCCUCCCAAAGUACUCAGAUUAUAGGUGUGAGCCACCACGCCUGGCCACCAUCUAUUACUUUUGAAAUCUUCAAAAGACUUGCUUACUCAACGUCAGCUGAUGGUUGGUAAAAAUAAUUUGGCCUUUAGUGUUAAGUGAGACAUCAUAAGGGUAUUGAGGCAUACAUUUUGGAGAUUGAUGUCAGGUCAGAAUAUUGGAGUUAUACAUCUAUUUCUGAGUUGAAUACUCAGCUCCCACGAGAAAGAAAGUAGUUUUAAGGUCCAGCUUCUUAGUCUACUUGAAGCAAAUUUUUUUUCUUUUAUAUUUCUGAAUAUAAAUAUACUCUUAUAUGGGCUAAAAGGACCCCAUGAAUAAAUAGCAGGUUCAGUAGUUGAGGAGUGGAAUUUAGUAGGUUUGUUUUCAGUGUAAAUUAGAUAACAUAUGUGGAGGUCACAGCAUUUUGGAAAUUGAGUGUCCCCAAGUGAGCUUUGUUUAUAAACUUUCGAAAUGUCGGAAGUGGACAGGUUUGUUAAAUCUUGUCUGCCAGCACCCUUUUCUUCCUUUGUUCCUUUUCCUCUCUGUGUUAUUGCCUGCGGCAGCCAGUCCUUCAUACUAGAUAGAGUUCAGAUAAAGCAAACGUUUGGCAAAAACAUACUGUUUGACCUCCUCCCCCUCUGCUUAUGAAGGGGUAGCAUGAUUCUGUGUUUUAAAGCAGUGAUGUUUCAGCUGUGAAGUGCACUCGCUGUAAGCGCUAGGCUGAGUGCAUGGAAACUGUUACGCUUCUCAUUUUAUGUGAUCUCCUAAUUGGUAUGUAGCAAAAAUUUUCUAAAACUGUUUUGUGGCUUGUUUUGUAAUAAAACCAUGUGAAAUACUGAAA
Messenger RNA from Pan troglodytes (chimpanzee), 5741 nucleotides. RefSeq names its product pleckstrin homology domain containing A2 (gene PLEKHA2). The record is from RefSeq and is a predicted model, not a curated record. Bases 336 to 1613 code for a protein of 425 amino acids. Lineage: Eukaryota; Metazoa; Chordata; Mammalia; Primates; Hominidae. The transcript is spliced from 12 exons.